This is a messenger RNA of Gamsiella multidivaricata, 930 nucleotides long. RefSeq lists its product as uncharacterized. The coding region runs from base 1 to 930 and encodes 309 amino acids. Lineage: Eukaryota; Fungi; Mortierellomycota; Mortierellomycetes; Mortierellales; Mortierellaceae. Gene Ontology annotation, molecular function: 2 iron, 2 sulfur cluster binding. The transcript is spliced from 5 exons. The record is from RefSeq and is a predicted model, not a curated record.
AUGGGAAAGAAGGAUAAUAUGGAAGGUGGGGGGUCCCUCUUUUCAGCCUAUCUGGCGGCUAUACCCGAGCCCAUCAGCGCUGCAGGAGAAGAAGACAAGUAUCUGCCAGAUUCGAUGAAAGCAUCAACGCUACUGGAGCAGAUUGGAGCAGAGCGUUCUUGGUCAUCAAGAGACAUUGAGAAGGAUGUUGACGUCCUGGAGCGAAACAGACUGUAUACAAUCAAGGAUCUCCGCGUGCUUUCCCUUCAGAGUUGGAAGGAGGUCGAGUUGCUUCCGCUAGUCAAGGAUUUGUUGCGACAGGCGGUCAAUCCGGCUAUCGAUUAUGGAAAGCAGAAGCGGGAUAAGAAGAAGGCAAAGAAUGAAAAGAAGCAGCGCAAGAAGAAGGAAAAGAAACUGAAGAAGGAAAAACUGAGCCUUAAGGGCAAGGAAGGCACCGAAAAGAAGGAUGUAGAGAGCAAGGGCGGGGAAGCACCAGCGACCGAGGAGGGUCUCGUCACCAUUCACAAAUCCUCAAAAGAAAACAAGGAGAAGGGUGAGGGAGACGAGGAGUCCUCAUCGUCUUCGUCCUCAUCCUCUUCAGACUCGGACUCGGACUCGGACUGGGAUUCCGACCCAGAGAUGAAGGCCAACACACCCAAAGUGCUAUCCAGCCAGCUUUCCUUUGCCAAGCCCUCUAGCAAAUCCUCCCUACUUCCUGGCCCUGGACGAAUCCAGCCCAUGGGGAACCGCAUUCGAGUCACAGCAACCAACGGAACCACCUAUGAGGUGGAUCGGUACUGUCCUCACAAGUACGUCGAUCUUGCCACAAAAGGAGUCGUAGUCGGCAACACUUUGUUUUGCAACAAGCACAAUUGGGCCUUUGCACUCGACAACAAAGGAUACUGUAGCAAGCACGGAAUGACAAUCAAUGCCUGUAAAGUCGAAUGGUAG